Pochonia chlamydosporia 170 is the source of this 228-nucleotide messenger RNA. RefSeq lists its product as hypothetical. The transcript has a single exon. NCBI's taxonomy places the organism in Eukaryota, Fungi, Ascomycota, Sordariomycetes, Hypocreales, Clavicipitaceae. Bases 1 to 228 code for a protein of 75 amino acids. The record is from RefSeq and is a predicted model, not a curated record.
AUGCUUCAAGUGCCCAAAACCCCAUUCACAGCCCCCAGAUCCAUGACCAGGCUAAGCGAGUGGUGUAACCAUGAAGACGGAUGGAGAUCUCGAGAUUUGCAGUUGGCCAAAACUGUGCGGGCGGAGAUUGGCGAUGACGCUCACUCCUCUUCCCCAACACGGCGAAACACCACACAUCACAACGAAACACGUGAGGAAACCGGUAUGCGGACGCUGAUAGAGUGCUGA